AUGUACCCCUUCGCUUGUUCCAAGGUUUAUGAUAUUCGGGAGUAUACUGACAAUACCAAAUGGGGGCCCUUUAUGGAUGACGACACCGAUAGGGUCGACUGGGAGAAGGUCGAGGCCAUUAUGAUUGUUCUGAGGGCGAAUAUCCAGAAUAAGGGGCUGGAUAACUUCCCUAUCUUCACCAACUUUUGGAACACGCCAUUCCCGGGCACGUGGCCAAAUAGCUAUAUUCCCAUGCCCCUAAACCGGGAGAUCACCCCCUUGGAGACCGGUGACCCAUACGACGUAUCAGGGACUUGGCUCAGAGUUGUGUGCUUCCUCGAUUACAACGACUUCUUCAAUUACAACUUCCCAGGCUCCGACCACCUCCCGUCGAGCGUUCCGCGCCACGCCCUAGAUGUUGGGGAGGCCACUCGCCUCAUCUUGAUGAAGAUCCAUGUAACCAAGAUCGAGGCACCUGGCCCGGAGGAUGGGCAGGAGCUACCUGUUGUGCACUUUGAGGGCUUCUCGCGGUCGCUAGACGGCUCUUGGGACGAGAAUGCCAAUUCCGAUCUAAGAGGUGAAGUGAACAUCUACGGGAGCUGCCGGCUCACUAGAGAAGGCGAAGUAAGAUGGACGACAUGGUCCAUCUUCAGCGGCCAAGAGCGCUGGCGCAGCGAAAGCGUACAGCUUGGAGGGCUUCGGUCUUCCAAGGUUGUAGGCAACUGGUUCGACAAAGACUACGAUCCAAGCGGACCUUGCGGUCCAACGGCGUUCUGGAAAAUCAGUGACCGGGAGCCAAAGAGCGAUGAUCAGCAGGUACUGUUAAAUGACUUUCUGCCAAUUGUAGAUGGUUACGAGGAAGACUUUGAUGGGGAAGAGGAGGACGAGGACGAGUAUCUUCCUCAGUACCUCGAUCUAGACUGGUUCAUGGUGGGUGACGAUAUCUGA
Molecule: messenger RNA, 927 nt
Organism: Phaeoacremonium minimum UCRPA7
Lineage: Eukaryota; Fungi; Ascomycota; Sordariomycetes; Togniniales; Togniniaceae
Product: putative f-box domain-containing protein
Exons: 4
Coding region: 1-927 (308 amino acids)
Source: RefSeq, a predicted model, not a curated record